This is a messenger RNA of Dentiscutata erythropus, 370 nucleotides long. The record is from the annotation of a GenBank genome assembly. Lineage: Eukaryota; Fungi; Glomeromycota; Glomeromycetes; Diversisporales; Gigasporaceae.
UAUGAUGAUGACCUUCCAAUUAAUGAGUGGGAAAAUGCUAGUUGCAAUUUACCUGAAUUACCUGACAUAGUUUCUCACUAUCAUACUUUUGUGGAUAUUCGACGAGGCCCUGGAAUAGGUAACUUGAUAUACAAUAAGGAAACAAACGCUCAAUAUGUUAAUGUCACAGGUUGUCCAAAUGAGACAGAAUUCAAAUAUCAUACUAAAAAAAUGGAAAAGAAUCGAUGGGAUACAUGGAAUCAAGAAAAAGAUGGACUGCUCAAACUCGAGGGAAAUUAUAUUUUUCUUCAAUGCAAUAAUAAUUCAGGUUCUAGUGUAAUACUAAACGAGAUUAGAAAACCUGACGCCGAAUAUGACGAGAAACUUAAAG